Molecule: messenger RNA, 1369 nt
Organism: Panicum hallii
Lineage: Eukaryota; Viridiplantae; Streptophyta; Magnoliopsida; Poales; Poaceae
Product: chloroplast envelope quinone oxidoreductase homolog
Exons: 5
Coding region: 152-1180 (342 amino acids)
Molecular function (GO): oxidoreductase activity
Source: RefSeq, a predicted model, not a curated record
UCACCAGUCACCACCUCGUGCGUGCCAGCGCCGCCGCUCAACGCACUACGCGCCGGAGCUCAGACCGGCUCUCCCAAGCGAGAGAGUCCCCAGUGCGGCCGGCAGUGCCAUCUCCUACCCUCCUCCCCCGGCGACCUAACGGUGCACGGCCAUGGCGGCGCCAUCCGGCACGAUGCGCGCCGUGCAGUACGACAGAUACGGCGGAGGAGCGCAGCGCCUCAAGCACGCGGAGGUGCCGGUCCCGUCGCCGAGCAAGGGCGAGGUGCUCAUCAGGAUGGAGGCGACCAGCAUCAACCGGGUCGACUGGAAGUUCCAGAAGGGCGUCGCCCGGCCCGUCAUGCCCAGGAAGUUCCCGUUCAUCUCAGGUUUCGAUCUAGCCGGAGAAGUCGUGGAGGUGGGAGCAGGGGUGUGCGAAUUCAAACCGGGGGACAAGGUCAUAGCCAUCAACUUCCCGGGCGGCGGCGGGCUCGCCGAGUACGCCGUGGCGUCGGCCUCCCUGACGGCGCUAAGGCCGCCGGAGGUGUCCGCGGCCCAAGGCGCCUGCCUCCCGGUCGCCGCGGUCACCGCGCUCCGGGCCCUGCAGACAGCCGGCGUCAGCUUGGACCCCGACACCGCUCGUGGCGGCGACGGCACCGGCCGCAGGAUGAACGUGCUGGUCACCGGGGCGUCCGGCGGCGUCGGCCACUUCGCCGUGCAGCUGGCGAGGCUGGGCGGCCACAACGUCACGGCCACGUGCGGCGCGCGCAACCUGGGCCUCGUCAGGGAGCUUGGCGCCGACGAGGCGCUGGACUACGGGACCCCCGAGGGCGCCGCGCUGCGGAGCCCCUCCGGGAGGAGGUACGACGCGGUGGUGCACUGCGCGGCGGCGGCGGUCCCGUGGUCCGUGUUCCGGCCGGCGCUCGCCGCCGCGGGCAUGGUCGUGGACAUCACGCCCGGGCUCGUGGCCGGCGCCACCGCGAUCCUCCAGAAGCUGACCUUCUCCAAGAAGAGGCUGGUGCCGCUCUUGGUGACGCCCAGGAAGGAUGAGAUGGAGCUGCUAGUGGGCAUGGUGAAGCAGGGCAGGUUCACGGCGGUGAUCGACUCCAGGUAUCAGUUGAGCAGGGCGCAGGAGGGCUGGGCCAAGAGCUUGAGCGGGCACGCCACCGGCAAGGUCGUCGUGGAAAUGGGAGGCCCGGAGUGAGAACGGCGUGGUACAUAAUGUACGUAUGCAUUCAUAUUUCAUCAGUACUGAUGUCGACUUGUCGAGUGAUGUACACAGAAAUAGGAAUACCAUUGUCAUGGGACAAAAUGAUUAUUAGUACGCAUUUGUUUUGAGGGCAACAACCGAUUAUUUGUUUCAACGAUAAUUUCACAAACGUUAACUCCAAAA